ACUGACAAGGAAAAAUGCCCAACGAAACUGUACCACAUACUUACAUGCCUGAUCAGCCUAUCCGAUUCUCAUUCGUUCGAUCGAUAGGAUCAAUCGACACAGUUAAUCGUCGAAGCGGUGAAUUCACCGAUGAUCGUCGAUGAGAUCGUUCGAUAAUUUGUUCGAACAUCGGAAAAGCCAGCAAAUAGAUAUUUCUGUUGGAAUGAUUAGGUUGAUGAAUUUAUCGGUAGUUUUUAAUAUAUAAUGACAAUAAGUAGACUGUGGACAUUUAUACAAAAUCAUAUUUUUGUGGGUACAAUUGAAGAAAUGAAAUCUGUGCAGAAGUUCAUCUGAUCCAGUAAAUAUUAUAACAAGUACUAUACUUUGAAUAUCUUCGUAUGUUCUUAUGUAUUAUAUACUCUCAUUUCAGUGCAGUAUCAUAAAUUUUCGUUACAUUGUCUAUUUACAAUAAAAAAAUCUGAACAAACAAAGCUAUAUAUUAUUAGGACAAAACAAUUUCAGUUAACAUGGAAAUAAAAAUAUGAGAAAAGAACAAUUUAAUCAAAACUUAACAUCUUUUACAUCUUCUCGAAAAAUGAGUCAAUCGCAUCUCGUAUUUAUUCAGAAGAAAAAUAUGUAGGUCUGUUGGUUGGCAUUUAAAGGCUGGUUAUGCGGUUCACCAUUCACUGAUCGGUGAUUGCCGCUAUCGUGAAAACUAAUGCGCACAAAUGACACAAAUUCGAAAUCUACGCUCGAUCGCGCGUGGCGUAGUGAUUUGUAAAUGCUUCGAUAAACCCGGCAAGAGAGCAACUGUAAGUGUAUUAAAACUAAUCUGGAGAUAUGUAAGCUACUUUUCCAUUGAAAUUGCAAAAAUAAAGAUUGGAAAAAGUACACAAAGUUGAACAAACAUACUGCGCCUUUAAAAAGAUUAUACGGACGUUUCAAGAUAUCAUGAUCAACUGGAAAUACCAAUGAAAAAAAUUAUCGUGAGUAUCCUUUUACGUAACGCCAUCUACGUAGUACAAUCUCGUACACGCACAACCGGGACUGCCAUUGAUUAAACCUGUCAGAGAAUCAGCUGAUCGGUUAUUCACGUACGUGAGAUCAGCUGUGCGCAAUCAUGGACACGUUAAGCGAAGAAGAUUUUGUGAUACCUCCGGCUAAAUACGAAUAUUUGGACCACACGGCUGAUGUGCAACUGCACGCAUGGGGCAAUACCAUGGAAGAGGCUUUCGAGCAAUGUGCGGUGGCCAUGUUUGGGUACAUGACGGAUUUAGAGCGAGUUCAAAUGACACAGUUACAUUACAUAGAAGCGGAAGGACACGACAUGGAAAGUCUUCUUUUUCAUUUCCUCGACGAAUUGUUAUUCAUGUUUAGCGCUGAACCGUUUAUCGUUGCGAAGAAAGUGAAGAUUACUAAUUUCGACCGCGAGAACUUCAAGAUCUCUGCGACGGCGUUAGGAGAAGAGUUCACGAUCGGCAAACACACGCAAAACGCCGAGGUGAAAGCGAUUACGUACUCAGCGAUGCAAAUCCUCGAUCGUCCUGAAUCAGAACGUCCCGAACUUUUCGUGAUCGUAGACAUAUAGCCGUUUCGGAUUCAGUUCGGUAUCUUGUUUGAUUUCUUGGCGCGCCCGUGUAAUUUGGCUCGGGUUAAGGCUUGAGACAGAACAGUAUGUAGGAACGUAUGAAUAUAGAAGCAAGAAGGGAUGUAUAUACCCUCUCUUACGUCCUACGUAGGGUACGAUCCUUUUGUACUUGCGUAGGGUUCAAAUAAAUACGUUAUGAA
Molecule: messenger RNA, 1767 nt
Organism: Bombus pyrosoma
Lineage: Eukaryota; Metazoa; Arthropoda; Insecta; Hymenoptera; Apidae
Gene: Archease
Product: protein archease-like
Exons: 5
Coding region: 1100-1567 (155 amino acids)
Biological process (GO): tRNA splicing, via endonucleolytic cleavage and ligation
Cellular component (GO): tRNA-splicing ligase complex
Source: RefSeq, a predicted model, not a curated record